Gossypium raimondii (Peruvian cotton) is the source of this 1341-nucleotide messenger RNA. RefSeq lists its product as uncharacterized. The transcript has 2 exons. Bases 145 to 1203 code for a protein of 352 amino acids. The record is from RefSeq and is a predicted model, not a curated record. Lineage: Eukaryota; Viridiplantae; Streptophyta; Magnoliopsida; Malvales; Malvaceae.
UCCUUAUUUUUAAUCAAAUAGAUUUUUAACCAUUUUUGACAUAUUUAUGGAUUUUUACUAACGAUCAUGAAUACAUAACUUUUCUUUUAAUGAACCUUAGUUAAUGCGUCCUUGGUGGUGGAGGUGGUGGUGUCCUCCUUGGUAAUGGAGCUGAAGGUGGAGGUGGUGGUGGUGGUGUCCUCCUUGGUGAUGGAGCUGAAGGUGGAGGCGGCGGUGGUGGUGUCCUCCUUGGUGAUGGAGUUGAAGGUGGAGGCGGUGGUGGUGGUGUCCUCCUUGGUGAUGGAGAUGAAGGUGGAGGUGACAAGGGUGAAGGUGAUGGUUCGUUCAUUGGUGGUGAGAAAGAUGGAGGUGAAGGUUGGUCCAUUGGAGGUAAGAAAGGUGGAGGUGAUGGUUCAUUCGUUGGUGGUGAGAAAGGUGAAGGUGAAGGUUGGUUUAUUGGAGGUGACAAGGGUGGAGGUAAAGGUUGGUUCAUUGGAGGUGACAGGGGUGGAGGUGAAGGUUGGUUCGUUGGUGGUGAGAAAGGUGGAGGUGAAGGUUGAUUCAUUGGAGGUGCUAGGGGUGGAGGUGAAGGUUGGUUCAUUGGAGGUGACAGAGGUGGAGGUGAUGGUUCGUUCAUUGGUGGUGAGAAAGGUGGAGAUGAAGGCUGGUUCAUUGGAGGUGGCAGGGGUGGAGGUGAAGGUUGGUUCAUUGGAGGUGACAGGGGUGGAGGUGAUGGUUCGUUCAUUGGUGGUGAGAAAGGUGGAGGUGAAGGUUGGUUCAUUGGAGGUGACAGAGGUGGAGGUGAUGGUUCGUUCAUUGGUGGUGAGAAAGGUGGAGAUGAAGGUUGGUUCAUUGGAGGUGGCAGGGGUGGAGGUGAAGGUUGGUUCAUUGGAGGUGAUAGGGGUGGAGGUGAUGGUUCGUUCAUUGGUGGUGAGAAAGGUGGAGGUGAAGGUUGGUUCAUUGGAGGUGGCAAGGGUGGAGGUGAAGGUUGGUUCAUUGGAGGUGACAGAGGUGGAGGUGAAGGUUGGUUCGUUGGAGGUGAGAAAGGUGGAGGUAAUGGUUGGUUCAUUGGAGGUGACAGAGGUGGAGGUAAAGGUUGGUUCAUUGAAGGUGGGGGAAUUGGAGGUGGUGGAGGCGCCCUCAAAGGUGGAAGUGAGACUGGCGGAGGUGUGUUUAGACGUGGUGGUGGUGGAGGACUCCUUAUUACUAAGCAAGUUUUGUUGAUACUUAAAGGAUUAUCAAGACAGAUGCCAUUUAAACAAAUGAGUUGGGUAAUGCAAUCUUCUCGCCUUUUACAUUGUUUAAAACAACCCAAGAGAGCAUUAGUAGGUAAUGAAGAAGAUGUAAUUGUAAAUGCUAAUA